AGAGAAACUUCCGUGGAGCGGGGCGUGUCGCGGACUCCAGGUUCCAUUUGCCAAAGCUGCGUCGUGCGAGUGAAAGGGCUCCCCUCGGGCCGAGGCCUGGGGACGUCGGUGUGACGUCAGCUGGCGCCCGCGGGCCUGGGCAGUGGCGCUUUCGCCUCCACGUUGAGAGCCGCUGGCGGGGAGGCCGCGGCUCCGUCCGCGCCUGCGUGCGGGCCGAUCGCCUGCCCCCAGCGUGGCCCCUUUAGUUGAACCCGAGCGGAAUGAGCGCGGGGCGGCCUCGCGCGUCUCCCCGUGCUGUCAGUGCCUUGUGUCCGGAAGGGUUAGAGGCGGGUGCGCUGGAGACAGAAGUAGGUUUGAAAGAAGAGAUGGAAUUCUUUACAAAGUCAAAAAGAGAAUCCCUUAUGAAUUUUUUUUCUUUUUAAAAAAAAGGGGGGGAAGGGGUGGAGAAAUAACAGGACACAGUAGAGAGAAUGAGCUCUACCUGACUGGUUUUCUUUGGACCAGCUCUACCUCUUGGCCUUAUUCUUAUUUUUAGAAAUUAGGGGUAGCGCUCCACCCGCGGUUUUAAAACAGUUCCAUAGGACUUGAGAAGUUUCUUGGAGCUUUGUAGGAGAGAGACAAAGUAAGCAGACCCUCAGCAGCUAUUUUAUAUAUUUUGCUUGAAAAACAGGGUUUCUGUUAAGAAAAUUAAAUUCUUAUCUGAGACUAGAUGAUCGGUGUUUCCUUCUAGCAUUUAAAUUCCGUUUCUUAGGAUAAUUAUUCAUUUGUUGUCAGUGUGCAUUUAUGUAUUAGUUUUUUAAAAUAAAAUAUGUAUGUUCACAGAUAAUUCAUUACUAAAAGCCGUAAACAUGUCUGUCUUCAGUCUCACUUGUCUAAUAGAUACAGAUUUCAAAUUUAAUUACUUCUUUAUGAUCAGAAUAGUAAUUCUUUAUUUUUCUUUCUUCCCCCUACCCUUUUCUUUUAGCCACAACAUUUUUACUUAUAUUCAAAGCUUGUAAUCAUCUUUGCAAUAGGAAGGCAGGUAUUUUCCAUUUGACGUGCUUGGUGGCUGAACGUUACAGAUGUCAGCAGUCUUGCCCAGAAUCACAUUGCUAGUAAAGUUCUUAGUCCUAGCUGCACAUUUUCCUCGCAGCAUCACAUGAUUUCAAAGUUUCUUUCCCUCUUGUACUCCACCGUGCACAGGUUCCUAUAGCACAAGGGAAAUGUAUGCCAUAUGCACAAUCUUUGUUUCUGCACAAAAGUUCUGCUCUGAAUCACUCCUUCCUUUUUCUUUUCCCCCCGCUUUUGAUUAUCUGGGUCGGGCAACCUAGCAGCAAAUUGGAUGUUUCCUGUAUCUCUUUCCUGUGAAAUGUCAGCAGUCUCUAAACAUCCCAUGCUCCUCUUCAGUUCCUUCAGAAUGUGGAAGAAACCUCAGGAGAGAGCCCUGACUGCUCCUCUUGCCCUGGGUCUGUAAUGUUGGUGCUGCAAAUACCAGAGCUGUGAUUUCUAUACCUGCAAGUGGAGGGCCGAGAGGAGGGUCUGGGCACCCUCCGUGGGCUGUUGAUCACUUCUUCCCACCCUUUCCCACCUACACAACCACAUGCCCUUUUCUGUGGUUUGUUUGUUUUUUCUAUUUAAUAUGUUUUCUUUUUAUCAAAGCACCCCCUUCUUACCUGCCUGUCAAUAAAGGUGAGAUAAAAUUUCAUCCAUGAGUCUUUUCUUUCUUUUUACUGUUAAAACGUAAAAACCAAGAGCUCUAGAGUAAUUCCGUUUUGAUUGUGCAUAACCAUUCCCUUCCAGUGUUAGAUGAGUUGGCCUGGCCUCUGCUUUGGACAUAGUAUGUGUUCACGGUCUUUAAGUGAGUGUUCAUGCCUCAUUUUUUCACCCACAUAUUUCCUUUGUGCAGAUUGGAGUCAGUCUCUCCAAACGGUUCUCUGACCGCAUGCAGAAGCAGGGAGGGGGAAUGUGGAUGACGCGCAUCCCAGGCAACUUGGGUAAACCGACCACGUUCCUGUUGUUUCUUUCCCCAUCCGCAGUCCUGCGAGUGACUGGCAAUCUGGUCCCAAAGAGAAAAAACUCUGCUUUGAGCUCCACGUGUCCAUACUACUGAUUUCCUUUUGUGUGUUCCACAAUUUCUCUGGUGUUUACUAGAAAUUUACCAAUUGCCAGUUUGGCCUUAAACAGCACCUGACCAGGAUGAGGCAAGGAUUUCACAGAGCUUGCAGCCAAUCCCCACUGCUGUAGGCCUAGAAGUCUCCUCGGAGCUCCAGGAAAGGGGAACAGAGCCCUUUGGAGAAGUCAUGGCUUCCAGAGAAGAGAAGGCGAAGAGCACACACAGGGUGCUCAGAAUAAGUCAGUUGGAUGCCCUUGAACUGAACAAGGCCCUGGAGCAGCUGGUUUGGUCCCAGGUCACCCAGUGCUUCCACGGGUUUCAGCCCGGGCUGCUAGCCCGCUUUGAACCUGAGCUGAAAGCCCUCCUGUGGCUUUUCUUGUGGCGCUUCACCGUAUACUCCAAAAACGCCACUGUGGGCCAGUCGGUUUUAAAUAUCCAGUACAAGAACGAUUUCUCCACAACCCUGAGAUACCAGCCCCCGAGCAAGAACCAGAAGCUCUGGUACGCGGUGUGCACGAUCGGCGGGAAGUGGCUGGAAGAGCGCUGCUACGAUCUGUUCCGAAACCAUCACUUGGCCUCCUUCGGGAAAGCCAAGCAGUGUGUGAACUUUGUGGUGGGACUUGUGCAGUUGGGGGGGCUGAUUAACUUCCUGAUUUUCCUCCAGAAGGGCAAGUUUGCAACUCUGACGGAACGUCUGCUAGGCCUGCGCUCCGUGUUCUGCAGGCCCCAGCAGGCACGCGAGGUGGGCUUCGAGUACAUGAACAGGGAGCUUCUCUGGCACGGCUUUGCUGAGUUCCUCAUUUUCCUCCUACCGCUCGUCAACGUCCACAAGUUGAAGGCCAAGUUAUCUUCGUGGUGCAUCCCCCUUACCGGUGCUCCUAACGGGGACAGCACCUUGGCCAGCAGCGGCAAGCUGUGCUCCCUGUGCGGGGAGUGGCCCACCAUGCCCCACACCAUAGGCUGUGAGCACGUCUUCUGCUACUACUGUGCCAAGAGCAGUUUCCUGUUCGACAUGUUCUUCACCUGCCCUAAGUGUGGCACAGAGGUGCACAGUGUGCAGCCGCUGAAAUCAGGAAUCGAGGUGUCCGAAGUGAACGCUCUUUAGAAACUGGAGUUGUUUUCUCCACAGAGAACCGUAUUAUGUUGAAAUCCUUAAUAUUAUCACCCCGAGUGUGCCACUUAGGUGUCUUUUAUGAGAACAUGUGCUUCUUAGCCACUGUUCUGUUCCUUGCUGGGCAUGACUAAAAUCUAAUCACUGGAAUCCACAGGUUUCUAAAUAUAUUCUGUGAAUGGUAAUGUAUUAUUUUCUUUAAUGAUGGCAUUCAGUGUCUAAUGUCAGAAGUAAUGGACAGUUUUUGUCAGAUAACUAUUAGCAGUGCUCUCUCACUCUGCUACUUCCUAGAACAAGGUUAGACUCUAAAAAUAAAAGGUUUUGGAGACUCUGGGAGGAGUGCAUUUUAUUUUCAGAGAUGGUGUUAUUGCAUCAUAAUCUGACAGUGAUCAGAUCCUGUUGUUUUAAAUCUUCUGAUCUGAUGGCCCAGUCGUAAUUCUAAGCUUUUCUCUGAAGCCAGUUUUAAGAAGUUCAGUUGGCCCCCUUCUCUGACCCAACUGGAAUAAGAACUUCUUGCCUGAUGGCUCAGCAAAGCCAGGAGCUCACUGUCAUUGGUCUGCCUGGAAUUGUGUUAACACUCCUGGACCAGGAUGGAAAAAUUUCCCGAUUACUCCAGUGUGGGUGACAUCCCCUCCCAUAAACCACAUGACCAUGAAGGGGGCGUGUCAGAUCAUAGGAAACGAGGUGCUGGUAAAAGAAUGGUGGGUGAUGGGCAGGUAGACACCAUAGGUCCCUCCUGGAGUCACUAUUUCCCUUCUUAGUACCCAAAGUUUAGUGCAAUCUUAAUAUUUUAUCAGUGACCUAGUUUGAUAAGGACAUUAAUAAGUAACUGGAUGGUGGUCUUAGAUUGCAGAUUUGAAAGGAUGAAAUAAAGUCAACAAGAUUUUGUUACACCAACAA
Molecule: messenger RNA, 4103 nt
Organism: Miniopterus natalensis
Lineage: Eukaryota; Metazoa; Chordata; Mammalia; Chiroptera; Miniopteridae
Gene: PEX2
Product: peroxisomal biogenesis factor 2
Biological process (GO): very long-chain fatty acid metabolic process; fatty acid beta-oxidation; protein import into peroxisome matrix
Cellular component (GO): Cdc73/Paf1 complex; peroxisomal membrane
Molecular function (GO): zinc ion binding
Source: RefSeq, a predicted model, not a curated record